GAGGGAAGUAGUGACACACUGGUGGACAGUAACCUUCAGUAUCGCGGCGUGUCGGACUUAAACCCCCCUGCUAAUGAAUUAUAACCCACUUCUUUCUUCUCAGAGCACUUUGACAGGAUGGCAUCACAGGAUUCGGAGGAGCCUCCUCCAUAUGAAGGCCAAACAGAUAGUCGUUUGAAGAGUAAGAAGCCGCCCAGCCUCGUGAUAGCCAUCCCUCCACCUGAGCAGAUGAUGUCCCAGGGCCCCGAAAGACAGCCGCUACGACCGUCUUUGAAAAAGAGUAUGAGUGGUCAAGCAACCGGUUCUGUGUCAGAGAGCGUCAAUGGAGCUGGAGACGGAGGCUUUUCUGCCAGAGAAAGAAGGUCAAAGUUUGGUAGACAGACAUCACUGUCACAAAGCAUCCGAAGGAAUACAGCCCAGUGGUUUGGGGUGGGUGAAGACUGCGAGACCAAGCAGCAGGUAUGGCACAGGAAGAGCCUACGCCACUGCAGCCAACGAUACGGCAAACUGAAGGCCCAGUACAGAGAGCCUGAGACAGCCACCAGCAUCGACCAGAACUUGGACUCACCAGCUACACAUAGGAUGCCCAAGAUUGUGGACCCCCUGGCACGGGGUCGAGCUUUCCGUUGUCCAGAUGAGGUGGACAGCCGCUCCCCCAGGACACCUCACACCGCUCACGGGGUUCCUGUCACACCAGGGGUCACCUCACUCAGCUCCUUCACCAGCCAGCGCUCCGGCUACAGUCGCUUCCCCAGGAGAAAGAGAGAGUCCGUGGCCCGCAUGAGCAUCAGAGCUGCAUCCAACCUGCUGAGGGGCCGUAGUGGUUUGGCAGGCUCACAGACUGGUCGCAGUUUUCCCAGAAGGAGCUUUGCCAGGCCCAGCUGGAUGGACGAAGACACUGUGGAUUCUGCAGACGCAUCUGAGUCCCUGUUCUUCAGCAAGGUUGAUGUUCAUGACGAGUUGUACUCCAUGGCUGACGAUGUAUUUGAAUCACCUCCCAUGUCGGCCGCUUUUGCUCCGUGCGAUCAGACGGACCUGAAGUUCCCCAGCAUUAAGGACAUAUCUCGGACCCCCAGGACACCAAACAUAGUGCCUGAGAAGGGUCAUCCUCGUCGUGGUCGUCGCAUUGCCUCCCAAGUUAAGCACUUUGCAUUUGACAAACAGAAGCGUCAGUAUGGUAUGGGCGUUGUGGGGAAAUGGCUCAACCGACACUAUCGACGCAGCCUCAGCAGCAACGUCCAGAAGCAGCUGGACGACUUCGACAGCCACAGGCCCUACUUUACCUACUGGAUUACAUUUGUCCAUGUAGUUAUCACAUUGCUGGCCUGCUGCACGUAUGGUUUCGCCCCUGUGGGGUUUGCACAACAUUCUACGUCUGAACUGGUGCUGAAGAACAAAGGCAUCUAUGAGAGUGUCAAGUAUAUCCAACAGGAGAACUUCUGGAUUGGUCCCAGUUCUGACGAUCUGAUCCACUUGGGGGCCAAGUUCUCACCCUGCAUCCGUCAGGACACACAGAUCGUCAGUCUGAUCAAGAGGGCCAAAGACCUUGAACGAGAGUCUGGCUGCUGCGUUCAGAACGACAACUCUGGAUGUGUGCAGACUCACAGCUGGGACUGCUCUGAGACACUGGCCACCUUUAUUAAAUGGAAUGAUGAAAAUGUGGACAUCACCAGGUCUUCUGGAUCUGUCUGUCACCAGGAUCCCAGAGUGUGUGAAGAGCCUGCCUCUUUAGCGCCUCAUACGUGGCCAGACGACAUCACCCAGUGGCCGGUCUGCACUUUGCCACAAAAGUGGAACCACACAGGCUACAGGCACAUGGACUGUAACAUCAAGGGACGGCCUUGCUGCAUAGGAACUAAGGGCAGAUGUGAGAUCACAACCAGAGAGUAUUGCUCUUUCAUGCAUGGGUACUUCCAUGAGGAAGCAACACUUUGCUCACAGGUACACUGUCUGGAUGAUGUGUGCGGCUUGCUGCCUUUCCUCAACCCUGACGUUCCUGAUCAGUUCUACCGUCUGUGGCUCUCUCUCUUCCUCCAUGCUGGGCUUUUACACUGCGUGGUGUCAGUGGUGUUCCAAAUGACCAUACUGAGAGACCUGGAGAAGUUGGCAGGCUGGGCGCGCAUCUCCAUCAUAUACAUUCUCAGUGGCAUCACCGGUAACCUUGCCUCGGCCCUGUUCCUGCCCUACAGAGCUGAGGUGGGUCCGGCAGGCUCUCAGUUUGGCCUCCUUGCUUGCCUCUUUGUUGAGUUGUUUCAAGGCUGGCAGAUGCUGGAGAAGCCGUGGAAGGCCUUCCUCAAACUGCUGGGCAUCGUCCUCUUCCUCUUCCUGUGCGGCCUCCUUCCGUGGAUCGAUAACAUCGCCCACAUCUUUGGUUUCCUCAGCGGCUUGCUGCUCUCCUUUGCCUUCCUGCCCUACGUCACCUUCGGGACAUUUGACAAAUACCGGAAACGUAUACUCAUCGGCGUCUCGUUGGUGGCUUACAUCGGCCUGUUCUCUUCCCUCAUCGUUUGGUUUUAUAUUUACCCCAUUAACUGGCACUGGCUGGAGCAUCUCACCUGUCUGCCCUUCACAAGCAAGUUCUGUGAAAAGUAUGACAUAGACCACGACAUUGACCAUGUGGUGCACUAGUCUCCAGGAUACUGAUGACAUCUAGUGAGCGCUUCUGUGCUGCUGGUCUACUUCUGGUCAUCUUGGUGGCCUUUUAAGAAUUUGGCAAUCAUAUUUUUAUUAUUUUCUGAUAAAAGAUCUGCUCAAAGUCCGUGUGAAUGGAAUAGGAUCAGUCUCUUCUCAUCAGCCUGCUGACCUACUUGCUUCCAUGAAACUUAUUCAACCUUUUCAAUCCUCAGUCAAGGCUGGUACGACCCGGUGGUUGGUUCUCAGAAUCAGGACAGGAAAAGAAACUCAGGACAUUAAAACUGCGACGAGCAGGAUGGACACCAAUGAGAAGAUCUAUAGAGCGAAAGACUGCCGGGCCUCCUCGUUUUAUAAACACACAUCAGUCUACAGACUCUCUCAGUCAGUUUCCCUUUAAAUCCAUGGACGACAAACUGCUGCGGUGAAAAGGAAGACUUUUGCAUAAAUGGGCCGUCAGGUAAACUGAGACACAUCAGAUGCUUCCGACCUGUAAUUCUUGUUUUCAUUAACACUGGAUUUAACACUACAACAGCUCUCAUUGUGUCCCGCUGCUUCUCCAAAUAGUGAGAAAUGUUUUUUCAAACCAUUUUUUUUCCCAUCUUUGCUCGUUGUAUGUAUGCACUUGGCAAGUCAAUACUCUUUGGAGCAGUGAAAGGUUCUGCUAAAGAUAACGGUAUGUUCCGAGUAUUCAUUGUGCAGCUGAAAUAGUUCAAAUCCAAUAUCAGCGGUCAACUAAGGCAAGAUUUCUAUCCAGAACCACUAGUUGCCUUAAGCAGACUAUGCCGUUUUACAAAGAUGCCUCAUUGUACUUCUGCGUCGUUUGUCAUCAGCUUUCUGACCCCUCAUGAACAUACCUGUGAUCCGAACCUACCAAAGCAACUCCACGUGCUGCUUUUUCUUCCCAUAUAUGCAUGUUGUUUUUCACUGUCACUUUUCUGUAUGUCACUGCCACAAAUGAAUUUUAAAUUAAGCUCUGCUUUCAGUGUCUCUAUUUGAUCCUAUCUGUCUGAUCACGGUGGUGCCUAAAGCCUUUUCUAGACUUACUCUGAAAUAAAUCAAACGUAAUAUUUAUUCACGGAGCGAUGACUUAAUCUGGCUUGUUGUUGGAUCAAAGCAGAUUUUUUUUACUGUAUUUUUCAACUUCUAUGGAAACAAUACUCACAAGAUCCCAUUUAAGUUUUCCCACGGGCCUUAAGUUGUGAAAUGCACUGUAGGAGUCUCUGGAUUCACUGAUACUGAACAAUGCAAGACAGAUGGUUUUAAAGUGUUUUAAACAAAUGCAAGUCUUGUCCUCUACAUUUCCUUUUGUUUGUGCCCUUGCCUUGGAGGGUCUCUCACAGUGUGACGAGUCCUGACGUCUGUAAUGAAACCUUUUCCACAUCCUUGGCUUUAAACGCUGCCCUGCAUCCAGUUUGUUGUUGUUCAGGGUUCUGGUAUGUGUUGACCCCAGCUGUCAGGAAAGCCUCAGUAAUGACUGCUGUGUGGAGGAUUAUGCGAGUUACUGAGUGAGUUAUGAGAUUAUGUGAGUUUGUCUAGAGAAGUGACUCGCUGAUCAUCUGGUGUUUCUGAGGACACAAAACCAAUUCAGAUGUUUUUAUUCAGAUUUCACAGCAGCGCAUCUCCACCGCUGCAGCCGUCAGACUCGGCCCUCAUCCGUUACGUGGGCCAAGUGUGAACAAUAGCGUCCACCUUUUGUAAGGAAACCUCUUUACUGUGCCUUUUGACAUGUGAGCAUGUGAAUGUUUGAGCUGAAUCACAACAACCAAGUCCGCCGUCAUGACUUCACUGCUGUGUUUGCAUCGGGACCAAAUAAGUUCACCCUUUUUUUUUUUUUUCUAUUUAAUACAAUAAAAAGGGAAAGUUUAAAAUAAUUUUUCAAGUCAUUGUCAAGGUACUGUUCCUGUUUUGCUUUGGUUUUAUAUGUGAAAAAAUGUGUCAGUUAAAGCGGUCAUGUCAAAAUAAACGCACUCUAAUGAAGUA
Stegastes partitus (bicolor damselfish) is the source of this 4614-nucleotide messenger RNA. Its product is annotated as inactive rhomboid protein 2. The coding region runs from base 118 to 2628 and encodes 836 amino acids. Gene Ontology annotation, biological process: regulation of protein secretion; regulation of epidermal growth factor receptor signaling pathway. NCBI's taxonomy places the organism in Eukaryota, Metazoa, Chordata, Actinopteri, Pomacentridae. The record is from RefSeq and is a predicted model, not a curated record. Gene Ontology annotation, molecular function: serine-type endopeptidase activity. Gene Ontology annotation, cellular component: endoplasmic reticulum membrane. The transcript has 18 exons.